CUAAGUCAAAUUCUCGUCUUCCGGUUAUGAAGGUCUGUGGGAGUUAAAGAACUUUAGACAAGAGAAGGAGGACGAUGGAGGAUUUUCACAUUAGCACACUGGAGGUGGUGUGUUUGGGUUCGAGUGUGGCUCUUUCUGGUCUGCUUUACUAUAUUUACAAAAGGAAACGCAGAACUGUGGACAAACUUAAUGGAGCUCCACAACUGCCAUUGGAUGAGAAGUUGGCAGAUCUUUUAAACGCCACCCCAGGGAAAUGUCUGCAGUACGUGGUUAUCGAGGGUACAGUGCAGCCUAUAGGAGAACCAUUAAGGAGUCAAUUUCAGGAAGGAAGUGUCGGUGUCAUCCAAAAACUAGUCCUCAGGGAACACAAACUUGUUUGGAAUAGUUUAGUGCGCACGUGGACAGACAGCGAGCGUGUUCUUCACCAGCGUGUGAAUGCUGUACCCUUCAACCUUCAGGGUGUUAACAAGGCGCUCGUGCGUGUGCUCUGCCCUCUGGAAGCCACUGGCCCCAAGAUGGAAGUCGUCCAUGAGAAGUUCCACCAGGCUAGUUAUGGCUUCACAGAUCUGAUUGGUCAAUACCUGAGCGGAGAGAAACCCAAAGGUCAGUUAGAAACAGAGGAGAUGUUAAAGGUCGGAGCAUCCCUGACUGCAGUGGGAGAGCUCAUCCUGGACACCGACCGUCUCCCCAAACUCCGCCCACCCACAGAUGGCUCUGAAUACUUCAUGAGCACGGAAGACUUUGAGACGCUGCUAUUGGAGCAGGAGGUGCAGGCCGAUGUAUGGAAGGUGCUGUCGUGCGUUUGCGCUCUAGCAGGCGUGGCCGUGCUGCUAUGGGUGGGCCGCAGGUACUACAGACAAUUAAAGCUACGUUGGGAAGAAGAAAAGAUGAGGAGGGAGUUUGAGUUGAUGGGUGCUGGAAACAGUGGGUUGGAAGAGAACGGCGAGGACGUUUCAGAGAAUGCAUGUGUCAUAUGCUUGAGUAAUCCACGAAGCUGCGUGCUGCUGGAUUGUGGACACGUGUGCUGCUGUUUUGGUUGCUAUCAGGCCUUGCCCCAACCUUACUGUCCCAUCUGCAGACAGGUUAUCAAACGAGUGGUGCCUUUGUACCAGGCAUAAUUGUAUAUUAGUGGAUUUGUGUGGUUGGCUGAAUUUAACUGCUUUUAGAAACUGCUUCAAACAUCAAAACAUUUUAACAUGCUACUAAAAAACUAGUACUGCAGUAAACAAUAUACCUGUGACUGAAUCAAAUGCAACAAAAUUCUAGAUAAUCAGUCACUUGUGUCACAAAUAUCAGAACUGCAAUAUUGUGAACGGGGGCUAGAAAUAGUUGCACGAGACAUUUAAACAUUUCAACAUGGUAGUACUAAGGUAUUAUCUAAUGUUUUCUAUAUAUUUGCACAAAGCCUCACUAUGACUCUCACCGAUAAACCUUUGUUUGCCAUGCAUGUGUUAAAAUGGUUAGUCUUUAGUCUAAUUGAGCUGAUUUUUUUUGCAACAUCAACAAGCACAUUGAACAUUUAUUAUACUGAUAAAUGUACCUGAUGAUGUACAAAAACACAGCUUGAGAAUGAUGAUGCAAAUAUAAAGAUCAUUUUUAAUAUGCUCAGCUUAGUGCCUUAAAUAACAAGUGAAAGUGCAGUGCUAAGCUUGUUGAAUCCUGUUUGUUUUAAACUAAUUUUGGAAAUGGGUCUAUUGUUUAACUAAGGAUUUUGGUUACUGUCCUUCUAAUUAAUCACUACUGUGUAUAUGAUGUUUUUGCAAAUCUUUGUGAUUUGAGAUUAUGUCCCAUAUAGUGAAAUUUCACAGGUACUGUAAAAAUGUAUUUAACAAUAAAUAUAAAACAGGAAGAUCCUCAGUAAGCCUUUA
Triplophysa dalaica is the source of this 1868-nucleotide messenger RNA. RefSeq names its product mitochondrial E3 ubiquitin protein ligase 1a (gene mul2). Bases 75 to 1118 code for a protein of 347 amino acids. Gene Ontology annotation, biological process: protein ubiquitination; organelle organization. The transcript has 5 exons. Gene Ontology annotation, molecular function: ubiquitin-protein transferase activity. The record is from RefSeq and is a predicted model, not a curated record. Lineage: Eukaryota; Metazoa; Chordata; Actinopteri; Cypriniformes; Nemacheilidae.